AUUACAGUUUUUAGUGUACAGCUAGUAUCAAUAUGGCGUCAUAGGGUGAAUUUUGUUUACUGCGUAUUAUAAAAUAAAACAAUUUUCCUCUCAAAAUUUACACAAAAACCUCUUCAUAAAAUCGAUUAAUUUCACCAUAUAUGCCAAGAUUGGGCGAUAUUAUUAAAUAUGGAAAAAAAAGACACAGCCAUGCAAUUCACACCGGGCACAAAAAUUGAAGCACAAGAUCUGACGGGAGGCUGGCACAACGCCAGUGUCAUCGAAGUGGAUCAAGGCGAACAAGAGGUUUUAAUCAAAUUCGCAAAAAAUAUGAGAGCAAAAGGUGCUAAUAGAUUCAAGUUGAACGAAGAAUGGAUUUCGAUGGACAGCAGCCGAUUGAGAAUUCCAGUGCAAGUCACGUACGAAAAAGGUGAUCGAUGUUUGGCCCGAUGGACUGAUUCCCGAAAAUUUCCAGCAACGGUGCUCAAACCGUUGGAAAACAACAAAUAUGAAGUACUGUUCGACGAUGGUUUCGUAAAACAUGUAAAAGGAAAUCAUAUGACAAAAAUGAAGCAGCCAACAAAUGAAAUAGCAACUCAAUCCAGUGAUUCACCAUUACCACCAAUUCAACCCAUCAUCAGAAAUCUAUAUAAUCCAAUUCCAAAAUUCGAUUUGAGCAAAUUCAAUCUACCCGAAAUACCGGAAGGUGAAUGGUGUUGUCCAUGGAUUAACGACACACCGAUUGGUGAUGAGGGUUUUUUGUUGAAUGCAGACGGUACAAAACGUCCAACGGUUUUGGUGCAAGAUAAACGAUUACCCGCCGGAUGGACAAAACAUUUGUAUCGACGUUCGAGCACAUCAAUUAAAUGGGACGUUAUGUUAGUUGUUGACUCGAAUAAUAAACGUUUUCGUUCGAGAAAUGAUGUCAAAGUAUACCUUGAUGAAAUUGGUCAAGCGUACAAUCCAGAUACUUAUGAUUUUAGCAUUCACAAGCGUCGUGCCAAAGAUAUUGGUGUUUAUGUUUACACCGAUGAUUAUGUGCCGCCGGUACAAUCGUCAGAUUUUAAUUGGAAAUCGAAUCUGAAUUCAUCACUUCAACGGCAACCAUUUGCCGGGUUCUCACCAAAUGAAUCGACAAUUCUGUCGAAAAUUGCACAAGAAAUUAAAACUGAACCAAAUACGUCUACAUUCGGUGUGUUGGGAGAAGAUUUUAUUUAUCUUGGGGCUUUAAAAGUUAAACGGAUCAAUAAUUCGCUUCACUGUCCCAAGGAGGAUUGCGAUAAACAUUUCCGCAAAGAAAAUCAUUUAUAUAUUCACGUAAAACACUAUCACAGUGAAUUAGCCGAUCAACUUAACGCCACCACAAACAAGAUUGAAUCGCCAAUCUCUCAAGCGAUAGAAACAACAAACGAACCAAAAACAGUGGGGCAGUCAUUGACCUUGGUAGAACAAACGAGUGAUGGAUUGAAACGUAAAUUAGAUACAAAUCUAGCCAAUCUUGAAGUCAAGGAAAAACGAAAACCGUCAGAAAAAGACAAAGUGAAUGCGCCAGAUAUUAAUUCAGUGGAUAGCGCUCUCAAGGAGUGUGCACAGAAUGAUUUCAAACCAGAAGCAACUGCUUCAGCGCCUAAAAAAUCAACAAAAAAACGAACUGACACCAAACUAUCCGCAUCAAAAUCGGGAAUACCAAAAUUCAAAAUUAAUCCAUUCAAAAUCAAGGCUUUAAAGGGGAAAAAAUCCAAAAAAAUGAAGAGAGAAUUCAAGCGAAAAAUUAAAAAAAUUCUAAUAAAUCACGAUAACAAUGAUGGAAGGUCAACUCAAUUGAAUUUUUCCAAUUCAGAAUGUUCAACAAUGGAUCUAAAUUUUCAACAACAAUCUGGCUCUCAAUAUGUCGAUGAAAAUGGUGAAAUUAUCAAAAUUGUACGAAUGCGUCAAGAAGAAAUCGUUAACUGUAAAUGCGACCAAGGUCAGAAUGGUUUGAUGAUUCAGUGUGAACUAUGUUUAUUCUGGCAACACGCUGUAUGUUACAACAUGACCAAAGAAAGUGAAGUGCCGGAAAAAUAUGUGUGUUGGAUAUGCCGACAUCCAGAAAAUAUUCGCGAAUCAAUGAGAUAUAUUCAUGAUCAAGAUUGGUUGUAUGAUGGAAAACUAUUUCAAGCAAAUUAUCAUCAGCCAAGUGAUCAAGCGGCUAUGCGUUCUGACAUUCUCCAACAAAGUCAUCAACUGACCGGCAAUCUUUUGGAAGUGAAUCGUUCAUUGCACAGUUUAAAUGUGAAGUUAAACAUUGCGUCGAAUAAAGAUCAUCCAAAAUUGUAUUUGUGGUCAAAGAAAUGGGAACAAAGUCCACCAAGAAAUACUGAAACGAAAGUUGAACAAGAGCAACACACAUCAGUUUCAGAGGUCAAGAGUGAAACGAUCACCAAUCCUGCGCUAAAUAAUUUGCUGGAAUGUGUCAAACCGGAAAAUGAAUCUGAGACAACGCAAAAGAAUGAGAUGACGCUAAUAGAAAAUAAAACAAAUACUGACAUUAAAAUCGACAAGACAACGACACAACAACAAAUUAAACAAGCAGUCACACCGAAAAAACUCCGAUUAACACCAAAUAUUCCACAACCAGAAGCAGCUAUCGAUUCGGUAGAAUGUCAGCAUCAUCUUUUGGAACACAUACAAAAUGAACAAAGUAUAAUUCACGCACGCAUGCAAACCAUCGAUGCACAGAUUGUUGCUCUUGAGUCAAUGGAGUAUCCGCACAGAAAUACAAAAUCCGAUUUUGCCAAAACCAAUCACACCAUACGGAUGCUAUUGAAUGACCUGGAUAAAAUGAAAAAAUUGGCUGCAUUCAAUCGAAUUAAUAGCAGAAAUAAAGAAACGCUGCAAUACGUGAAUAUGAAUAGAAUGAUCUAAAAUUGAAUUAACAUGCGUCAUAUUUAUUUGGUAUUUGUGCGAUAUAAAAUGACGAAUUCUAUGAAUUUUUGAAGGACGAUGAUCUAUUAUUUUAAGAAAAAAUGCAUAAAAAAGUGUAUUUGAUUUGUGUGUUCAUUAUUAUAAAUUGAUUGUGAAAGUGAACUUUAUUUGAAAAAAAUGCUCAAGUUAUAUUGAGUUAUUGUCAUUGGUUUUCACAUCAUCGACUGAUUUACAAUCUCGGAUAUAGAAAAAGUGUUGUAUCUCAUUAAAGACUUCAUCGAUGACAAAACCAAAAUAUAAAACUAAAUAUGAUAAUUGCAAAAUCUAACAAUAACACGAAUGGGAAUACAAAUGGACAAAACCAUGGUGGAGGUUGAAGAACUAAACCAUUCGAUUUUUGACAAGAAUGACAUCAACGAAGAAAUUUUUGUCAGUUUGGCAAAUGAAACGAAAAAUAAUCAAUCGACAGGGCGAGAAAUUAUCAGAUUAUUCAAUUUCCGAUUAUACUUAUAUUUACGCGGUGGACGUCAUUAAUCGUGUUUAAGCUGACUGUCAAAUACGUAUUUUGCUAGUGUAACCCAACGAGAAAAAUUGAUUUGAUUUCGGUAUCACCGGAACUCAAUUUUAAUAAUUAUUAUUAUAAUGGAAGUUAAAUGUGGAGUGAAAAUUUAAAAACACAAAAAAAUAAGUUCACUAUGUUUAAUGAUCUUAAAGACCCGUUAAUGUAUGUUACUUGCAAGACGAAAAUCGAAAAACCAUAACUACGUCAAGAUCAAUUUAUUAUCAUACAUUUAUACAUUUUUCCUUUUAAAUGGGAAAACGGAAACGAUCUUAAGAACGCGCAUUAGAAAUGCAAUCGCUGAUACUUUGCAAAAUGGUUUAAUGACAAGUGAUCCGAACGGCACUGUCUGGCAACAAUAAUUUUUUUAAUUGAACAUUUUUUUACUCUUCAAGUACAAAUUUUAAAUCAAUUGAUAUUUUAUAAAUGCCAUUAUUUUCUGAAAACUACGAAGUUUUUCGAAAUCUGUAAAUUAAAAAUGAUUAAUGAUAAAAUAGGCUGAAAUUAUAUAGCUAUUAGUUAGUUACAUAUAUUCGAAAUGUGGAGUUUUUUUUAUAUUGAUUUACUGAGAAGAAGCAAAAUAAAGAAAUAUGAUUGUAAUGUUUGGAAUUGCCCUAAA
Messenger RNA from Contarinia nasturtii (swede midge), 4061 nucleotides. RefSeq names its product PHD finger protein 20-like. The coding region runs from base 169 to 2883 and encodes 904 amino acids. The record is from RefSeq and is a predicted model, not a curated record. Gene Ontology annotation, cellular component: NSL complex. Lineage: Eukaryota; Metazoa; Arthropoda; Insecta; Diptera; Cecidomyiidae. Gene Ontology annotation, molecular function: DNA binding. The transcript has 5 exons. Gene Ontology annotation, biological process: regulation of transcription by RNA polymerase II.